This is a messenger RNA of Penicillium lagena, 522 nucleotides long. Its product is annotated as YbhB/YbcL family Raf kinase inhibitor-like protein. NCBI's taxonomy places the organism in Eukaryota, Fungi, Ascomycota, Eurotiomycetes, Eurotiales, Aspergillaceae. Gene Ontology annotation, biological process: regulation of proteolysis; regulation of Ras protein signal transduction. Bases 1 to 522 code for a protein of 173 amino acids. The transcript has 2 exons. The record is from RefSeq and is a predicted model, not a curated record. Gene Ontology annotation, molecular function: phospholipid binding; peptidase inhibitor activity.
AUGCCCAACGUUUCCAACCAUGAGGCGGUCCUGGAGGGCCUGAAGAAUGGCACCUAUCGCACCCUGGGCGUGAGCGUCGGCUCGCACCAGGUCACCCCCGGGCUCCAAAUCCCCAAGGGAGACACCCAACCCACUCCGACUCUCUCGGCGCCAUCGGACCUCCCGCCCGGUCCCUACACCGUGAUUGCUCUCGACCUGGACGCGCCGUUCGUCUCGUGGAAUGUGAUGAGUCCCAUCGCGCAUUGGAUUCAGACUGGCUUCCACGUUAAGCAGCCCGGACAGGCCCUCGAGAGCGACGAACCCGCGAUCGGCCCUUGGGCUGCUGCGGGUCCCCCCCCUGGUGCGGCGCCGCAUCGCUAUGUGUUUUUCCUCUAUAGCCAGAAGCCCGAUUCGAGCCCGCCCCCGAACUUGACGGAGAAACCGAUGGGGCUCACGCAGCGCACGAGAUUCGAUGCCGACGCGAUGGUGAAGCAGCUGGGAUUGGGGGAGCUUGUGGCCGCGAAUUAUUUCGUGUCGAACUAG